UUGGAAUAUCUUGUUUCUCAUCCUGCUGGCUUCAACACACCAUUUUGCUAUACUAAGAGCUGACGUUAUUACCACCUGCCAUAGUGAAGAUAGACGUCUUACUGGUUUUCCUCUACUACCGGAAGAGUACCACACUUACGCCAGCUUGAGAUUAAGGGACAAGGGAAUAAAGUGCUUAUUGUCCGAAGGCUGCUUGGGUCUAUAGUUAAGUCUCUACUUGGUUCGUUUCGUUCUUGUUGUUAUUACUGUUCUCUUACAUUUCUCUUACAUUUCUCUCCACCGGUUGCCCACGAAUAGCAUACGAUGAGUUCCAACGGCACUACAAAGGUCAAAUUGCCAUCCUUUAGAGAGCUGGAUGUCGGUUUACCAGAUCCUUUGGCAUCCCAUUCUCCAAAUGUCGGAAACAAUGUUCAAAAUGUCCCACGACAACAACCUGAGCACUCACAUGUUCAAGUUGCCUCCCAUAGUCUACCGGUGCUUCCAAUAAGCGGUAGAGGUGCGCACACACCUCAUGAGGCGCCAGUACAUUUGAUACCACCACCCAUGGCGUUGCUACAGCAAGUUCAACUCCCACAACAGCCAACUCCACAGCACACGCCGCGCCAACAAUCACUGCCACAGCUAGGAAGCACAGUGCAGCUACCUUCUAUGGGCUUAAACAUGGCACUUCCUGGACCACCCCAACAGCAGCAGCAUAUGAUGGCAGUACAGAUGCCACUUCAACCACAGCCUCAACCUCAACCUCUGCAUAUGAAUGUUGUUCAGAUUCCUCACAUUCAACAGGUUUCUCCGCCACAACACGUUCCGCAACCUAAUAUCACUGUUUUGCAACAUCAUCAACUAGCGCAUCAACCGCUCCAGGUGUUACAUGCUCAUACUUUAGACCAUUUGGUCCCAAAAAGGAAAAGACCUCGUCGUAAAGCUCAAGAGAUGGUUCGUCUCUACGCUUGCAACUAUGGUACAUGUAAAAACUCCUAUGGGACUCUAAACCAUCUCAACGCACAUAUCACAUUCAAGAAGCAUGGUCCGAAGAGAAAGCCGGAGGAGUUCAAACAGAUUAGAGAACUUUACAAGCUACAAAAGACAUCUAAUUCCAUGGACAAGUCUAAAGUAUUGGAUACUUUAGGUCUUGGAGAUAAGACAGAGCUCCCAGUGUUCCAUCAACAAAGAGGAUACAACGGGUAUGGUCGACACGACCAUACUUUGAACAAGAAUGAGUUAGAAAAGCUAAGUACUAACUGAUUCUGUUCGACGAGAUCCCAUUCAUGACUCUGCUGUCAAUGGCAUUCAUGCUCCAUAUCAUUGAAAUCUGUCUUCUCCCCCCUACCAUUGUUAUGCACCUCAAUACGGGGGACCAGCUUUCAAUGCUUGUGAAGCUAAGGCAUUUAAUAGUGUCUCAAACUAUCUUUUCUGGAGGGUGUCACUUGUUCUCUGACAAAUUAUACAAUACAUUCCACUCACAACAUCACUCAUGUGUGAUGAUCGUUCAUCAGUACUCUUAACCAGUUUGUGUUUUUAUAUAAUACUUGACGUUGUAAGAAAUUGAAAAGGUUGUUCAAUACACGAAUAGUUCAUAAUUUU
This is a messenger RNA of Williopsis jadinii, 1581 nucleotides long. RefSeq lists its product as uncharacterized. Gene Ontology annotation, biological process: regulation of DNA-templated transcription. The record is from RefSeq and is a predicted model, not a curated record. Lineage: Eukaryota; Fungi; Ascomycota; Saccharomycetes; Phaffomycetales; Wickerhamomycetaceae. Bases 304 to 1242 code for a protein of 312 amino acids. The transcript has a single exon.